This is a messenger RNA of Huiozyma naganishii CBS 8797, 5490 nucleotides long. It is a transcript of the gene DUR12, whose product is annotated as bifunctional urea carboxylase/allophanate hydrolase. Gene Ontology annotation, cellular component: mitochondrion. Bases 1 to 5490 code for a protein of 1829 amino acids. Lineage: Eukaryota; Fungi; Ascomycota; Saccharomycetes; Saccharomycetales; Saccharomycetaceae. Gene Ontology annotation, molecular function: metal ion binding; ATP binding; urea carboxylase activity. The transcript has a single exon. The record is from RefSeq and is a predicted model, not a curated record.
AUGACUGUUACUACACCAGAAAUAACUUUGGGCUGGUCCAUUGAACAAUGGAUCAAGUUCCACCAAAAUUCUUCUCCAAUAGUUUCUUACAACACACUUUUGAAUCUUAUCAGCUCGCAAAUUACUGCUCCGGAAAACCCUGCCUGGAUUUCUGUUGCUUCUGCGGACAACUUAUCUCAACAAUGGCAAAUACUACAAACUCGUGAGAACAAAGAGUCUCUUCCGCUUUACGGUGUUCCAAUUGCCAUCAAGGACAACAUAGACGCCAAGGGGUUCUCGACAACCGCUGCCUGUCCAUCAUUUGCAUACGAACCCGAGAAAGACUCUAAAGUUGUCCAGCUUUUGAGAGAUGCCGGCGCCAUUAUUGCUGGUAAGACUAAUCUAGACCAAUUUGCAACGGGACUAGUAGGCACAAGGUCACCAUACGGAAAAACGACUUGUGUCUUCGACGAUAAGUAUGUCUCUGGAGGCUCCUCUGCGGGCUCUGCGAGAGUUGUCGCUGAAGGUAUCGUCCCGAUUGCUCUCGGUACCGAUACGGCAGGUUCUGGUCGUGUGCCAGCGGCUUUAAAUAACUUAAUAGGAUUGAAACCUACGAAGGGUGUCUUUUCCUGCCAAGGCGUUGUUCCAGCUUGCAAGUCUCUAGACUGUGUUUCCAUAUUUGCGUUAAAUCUAACAGACGCGGAACGUUGCUUCAAGAUCAUGUGUCAACCAGAUGGGGAAAAUGAUGAAUAUUCUAGAGCUUACCCCCCAAACCCAUUGCAUAAAUUCAAUACCAACUGCACUGUGGCGAUCCCCAAGGAUGUUCCAUGGUACGGUGAAACCGAGAACCCCAAACUUUACGCCAGAGCAAUUGAAGCUUUGAAGAAAACAGGUGCCAACAUUGUCACCCUUGACUUUGAACCGCUACUAGAUCUGGCGAGGUGCCUAUAUGAGGGUCCAUGGGUAGCCGAGCGCUACGCUGCUACACAGAAGUUUUUGGAAUCCAACCCGCCAGAGGAUACUUUGGAUCCAACUGUUAUCUCAAUCAUUAAAACAGCCACCAAUUUUGACGCUUCUGAUGCCUUUAAGUUUGAGUACAAAAGACAAGGCAUUUUGCAGAAAGUUAAUAAACUUUUAGAAAAUAUCGACGUUCUUUGCGUUCCGACCUGUCCUUUGAACCCUACUUUACAACAGGUAGCCGACGAGCCCGUUCUCGUAAACUCUAGACAGGGCACAUGGACAAACUUUGUGAACCUGGCUGACUUAGCUGCCUUGGCUGUUCCUGCCGGAUUUAGACAAGACCAUCUCUCGAAUGGGAUUACACUAAUCGGGAAAAAGUUCACCGACUAUGCCUUGCUGGAUUUGGCAAAGAGAUAUUUCCAACAGCUUUUCCCAAAUGGUUCAAGAUGCUACGGUGCCUUUACAGACAAAAUGGUUUUAGGUCUUGACGAUGAAUUGACAGGUCCCGAUGUGAACUCGAAGUCCGCCAUAAAGCUUGCUGUGGUUGGUGCACAUUUGAAGGGCCUUCCUUUACACUGGCAACUAGAGAAAGUAAACGCCACAUACUUAUCUUCACCAAAAACUUCCAAGAAAUACCAACUGUUUGCUCUUCCUAAGACCGGUCCAGUUCUAAAGCCCGGCCUAAGAAGGGUUGAUGCAUCAACUGGGUGCCAGAUUCAGUUGGAAGUUUAUUCCGUUCCAACUGAACGCUUCGGUGAAUUUAUCUCGAUGGUUCCAGAGCCGCUAGGGAUUGGUUCGGUUGAGCUUGAGGAUGGUGAGUGGGUAAAAUCGUUUAUCUGUGAAGAGUCAGGAUACCUAUCCAAGGGCUCAGUUGAUAUCAGCUCGUUUGGUAGCUUCAAAGUGUACAUGGAGUAUCUAGCAAAACAAGAGGCUGCACAGAAGAAGCCUUUUGAUAGAGUUUUAGUUGCAAACAGAGGUGAAAUUGCUGUGAGAAUUAUGAAAACUUUGAAAAAGCUUCAUAUCAAGUCUAUUGCUGUUUAUUCUGACCCAGAUAAAUACUCCAGGCACGUCACCGAUGCAGACAUUGCUAUUGCCUUGAAUGGAUCCACUGCUGCUGAAACUUAUUUGGACAUAGACAAAAUUAUCGCUGCUGCAAAGGAAUCCAAUGCCGACGCUAUCAUUCCAGGGUACGGGUUUUUAUCAGAGAACGCUGAUUUUUCCAAUAGAUGUGAACGUGAAGGAAUAGUGUUUGUUGGUCCUACCGGAGAGACUAUCAGGAAACUAGGGUUGAAGCAUUCUGCGAGAGAAAUUGCUGAAAAUGCAAAUGUCCCUCUAGUCCCUGGUUCUCCAUUAAUUAUCGAUGCUAAGGAGGCGAAGGAAGUGGCUAGGAAAAUCGAAUAUCCAGUCAUGGUUAAAUCUACUGCAGGUGGUGGUGGUAUUGGUCUGAGAAAGGUCGAUACCGAAGAUGAAAUCGAACAGAUUUUUGCUACCGUUCAACAUCAAGGAAAAUCAUACUUCGGAGACGCUGGUGUUUUCAUCGAGAGAUAUAUUGAAAAUGCAAGACACGUGGAAGUCCAAAUAAUGGGGGAUGGUAGAGGUAAUGCCAUUGCAUUGGGUGAACGGGACUUGCUCCUUAGACGUCGUAACCAAAAGAUUAUCGAAGAGACUCCUGCUCCUAAUUUGAGUGAGAAAACAAGAUCUGCUUUGAGAAAUGCUGCUGAAAACUUGGCCUCAUUACUGAACUAUAGAUGUGCCGGUACUGUUGAAUUCAUUUUUGAUGAAAAGAGAGACCAGUUUUAUUUCUUGGAAGUCAAUGCUAGAUUACAAGUUGAACAUCCUAUCACUGAAAUGGUCACAGGGUUGGAUUUGGUUGAAAUGAUGCUACAAAUUGCUGCUGGUAAUCCACCUGACUUUAACACUAUUAAUGUCACCAUUACAGGCGCCUCAAUGGAGGCUCGUUUGUACGCCGAAAACCCAGUCAAGGAUUUCAGACCUUCUCCAGGUCAACUAACCGAGGUUAAAUUUCCAUCCUGGGCCAGAAUAGACACAUGGGUGGAGAAAGGUAGCGUGGUAUCUGCUGAGUAUGAUCCAACAUUGGCUAAGAUUAUAGUUCAUGGGUCUGACCGUGCCGAUGCACUUGCCAAAUUGAACAAAGCUUUGAAUGAAACCAAGGUUUACGGCUGUAUCACCAAUUUGGACUACUUGAAAUCGAUUGCUUCUUCUCAAAUGUUCAACGAUGUGAAGAUCUCCACAAAUGUUUUGAACAGCUACGAAUAUACCACAUCUUCUUUUGAAAUCAUUACACCAGGUGCUCACACCUCCAUCCAAGACUAUCCUGGCAGAACAGGCUACUGGAGAAUAGGUGUUCCACCCUCUGGACCAAUGGACGCCUAUUCUUUCAGGCUAGCCAAUCGGGUUGUUGGUAACAAGGCAAGCGCCCCCGCAAUUGAAGUUACGUUAACCGGCCCAACAAUUAAAUUUCACCGCGAUUCUGUAAUUGCCAUCACUGGUGGUUUGGCUCCCUGUACAAUCAACGAGCAGCCCAUCAGCCAGUUUAAAUCUGUUUCGAUUAAAAAGGGUGACCAAUUAUCGAUUGGCAAAUUGAGUACAGGUUGCCGGAUCUAUUUGGCCAUUAGAGGUGAGAUCGAUGUUCCAGAAUACUUGGGAUCAAAGUCAACAUUUACUUUAGGUCAACUAGGUGGUUACAAUGGCAGAGUUUUGAAAGCUGGCGAUGUCGUUUUUUCGUAUGAAACGGAACACAGUGCACCUUUUGGUAAGAUACCAGAAACUUUACUUCCAACUAUUUCCAAUAACAAGACAUGGUGUGUUGGUGUUACAUGUGGCCCUCAUGGCUCUCCAGAUAUCUUCACCCAAGAGUCCAUCAAAGAGUUCUUUUCUGAACAGUGGAAGGUACACUACAAUUCCAACAGAUUUGGUGUCAGGCUAGUUGGUCCAAAACCAAAAUGGGCAAGGGCUGAUGGUGGGGAAGGUGGUCUCCACCCAUCCAAUACUCAUGAUUACGUUUACUCCUUGGGUGCUAUAAACUUUACUGGUGACGAGCCAGUUAUUGUUACUUGUGAUGGCCCUUCUCUAGGUGGUUUUGUUUGCCAAGCCGUUAUUCCAGAUGCUGAACUAUGGAAGAUUGGACAAGUUAAACCUGGUGAUUCUAUUCAGUUUGUCCCCAUCAACUACGCUACCGCAAGAAUGCUAAAAGAGUCCCAAGACGCUUCCAUUGAAGUGUUCCAAGAUGGUCUACUAAAAGAACUUUCAUCCAAUUUGAUUUUACCAACAUUUGAAAACCCAGUCUUGGCCCAGUUAUCAAAGAAAUCCGAACAUGCCCCAACAGCCACUUUUAGACAAGCUGGGGACCGUUACAUACUGUUGGAAUAUGGUGACAAUAUUAUGAACUUCAACCUCAGUUACAGAGUACAUUGCUUGAUUGAAUUAGUGAAAAAGUACAAGACCAUUGGUAUUGUUGAAAUGUCCCAAGGUGUCAGAUCAGUUCUUAUUGAAUUUGAUGGUUAUAAAAUAUCUCAGAAUGAAUUAAUGAAAACUCUUCUGGCCUACGAAAAUGAAAUCACUUUUGAUGAUAACUGGUCAGUUAAAUCCAAAAAAUUCAGACUGCCCAUGGCUUUCGAAGAUUCCAAGACAUUAGCUUGUGUUACCAGAUAUCAAGAAACAAUUCGGCCCACUGCUCCAUGGCUACCUAACAAUGUCGAUUUUAUUGCUGAUGUGAAUGGUAUUACGCGGAAAGAUGUUUACGAUAUGAUAUAUUCUGCUAGUUUCAUGGUCCUUGGUUUAGGUGAUGUGUUUUUAGGCUCUCCAUGUGCUGUUCCAUUGGAUCCAAGACAAAGAUUUUUAGGGAGUAAAUACAAUCCCUCCAGAACGUUUACCGAAAGGGGAGUUGUUGGGCUUGGUGGGAUGUAUAUGUGUAUUUAUGCAGCUGCAUCUCCUGGUGGUUAUCAGUUGACUGGUAGGACCAUUCCUAUCUGGGACAAACUGUCGCUUUCCAACUUUUCCGUGGAUCACCCAUGGCUGUUGACACCAUUUGACCAGGUUGAAUUUUAUCCAGUUUCCGAAGAGGAGUUGGGGAAGUUGACUGAAGAUUGCGAUAAUGGUAAAUUUGUGGUUGAAAUUGAAGACACUGUGUUUGACCAUGGCAAAUACACACAGUGGGUAGAUGCUAACAAAGACUCCAUAGACACUUUCUGCCAAAAUCAAAAUGGAGAGAAAAAGGAAGAAUUUAUUAGACUGAUCAAGUCAGCCAAUGAUGAGCUUUCAGCUUCUCAAACUAGCAAGGUACAGGUACAGGAGGAAUAUCCAGAAACUGCUGAAUUGGUAUACUCUGAGUACUCCGGAAGAUUUUGGAAACCUAUUGUCUCAGUGGGUGAUAUUAUCGAGGCAGGACAAGGGUUGAUUAUAAUAGAAGCUAUGAAAACCGAAAUGAUUGUUGCAGCCAGGCAGUCAGGUAAGGUUCUCAAAAUCCUACACGAAAAUGGUGAUAUCGUUGAUUCAGGGGACUUGGUAGUCGUCAUUGAAGCUACAGCAUAG